AUGAGCAACAGCUCGUGGAACAUCGGCGAAGUGAUCGCGCUCAGUCUGGGCGUAGUCCUCAUCUUCGCCCUCUGCUUCGGCUUCAGGAUAUGGUGGGGAAGGAGAAGGGACAAGGGGAGAAAGCAACAAGGAAGGGAUGGUGUUGAUGUCGAGGCCCUCCAUGGUGAGAUUUCACAUGAUGCUAGGAGCGAGGGACGUGACGACCGCCCAACAGUCGUCGAACUGGUCCCAGUCGAUUCGAACGAUGGUGGUCAAAGCCACGCGCAAGGAGGAGGUGACAGUGAAGGACAACAAGGAGGCGGGCAUGCUGGAGGACAUGUCGGAGGAGGACAUGGAGAAAGUGGGCAGGGUAAUGGUGGUCGUGGUGGUGAUAACGGAGGAGGAGGAGGAGGAGGAGGAGGUAACGGCGGCGCAGGAGGUACAAGUUAG
Messenger RNA from Neurospora tetrasperma FGSC 2508, 429 nucleotides. RefSeq lists its product as uncharacterized. The coding region runs from base 1 to 429 and encodes 142 amino acids. NCBI's taxonomy places the organism in Eukaryota, Fungi, Ascomycota, Sordariomycetes, Sordariales, Sordariaceae. The transcript has a single exon. The record is from RefSeq and is a predicted model, not a curated record.